Molecule: messenger RNA, 1156 nt
Organism: Gordionus sp. m RMFG-2023
Lineage: Eukaryota; Metazoa; Nematomorpha; Gordioida; Chordodea; Parachordodidae
Product: bifunctional arginine demethylase and lysyl-hydroxylase JMJD6-like
Exons: 5
Coding region: 36-1127 (363 amino acids)
Molecular function (GO): 2-oxoglutarate-dependent dioxygenase activity
Source: RefSeq, a predicted model, not a curated record
CUGGAGAGGGUUCAACAAAUAAUAUAUUCCACAAAAUGGCAAAUUUGCUUAAACAUAUUAAAAUGUUACCACUUAAGGAAAGAUCCUAUAUAUUAAACAGAUGUCUCUAUAUAAAGAAAAUUAGCAUUCUAAAUGGACACACAAGCGAUGAAGAUCUAAUUGCUAUCCACGGAAAUGGAUUCCCGAAUCUUAUAGAAUAUAAAAAUUUCAACAGUGAAUCUUUACAAAAAAAUAUUAAGCACUUAGCUCUUUUCACCAUCAUAUUGACAACCUUCAUUUCACUCAUUUUUUCCAACAAUGGUGGCUUAUUUUUCAAUGAUAUAAGUCAUAAUUUUUUUACUUUAAAAGAAUUUUCCAAAUUUUGGUUGACAAAAAUUAAGAAAUACAAUCUUGAUGAGGAAUAUUGCACUGUCGAAAGCCCAAAUUAUUUUGCCGAUGUAUUUAGACCUCCCGUCAAUUGUGAAAAAUGUAGGAACAUUUCUGGCAUACCUAAAAUAUCGAAUAUCACUCAGCUACAAUUUGAAUUGGAAUACGCAUAUUCAUUGCAACCCAUUGUCAUAACGGAUGCUCAAAUAAAUUGGACGGCCAAAAAUACGUUUAAUUUGGAAUUCUUUAAGAAUGUAUACAAAGAAGGGAGUCCUGUUUUAGAGAAAUCAGAGAAAAACUGUCAAUUUUUUCCGUAUAAAACAGAAUUUAAAAGCUUGGUCCAAGUUUUUAACAUGUCUAAAGAAAGGGCUAAAUUGGAAGAUAACUCGAAACCUUGGUAUGUUGGAUGGAGCAAUUGUGAUCCUGAAGCAGCGAAUAUCCUGAGAAAUCAUUAUUCUCGCCCAUACUUCUUACCAUCUGAGUCAGAGUCAAGUCGUACAGAUUGGAUUUUUAUGGGAAGUCCGGGAUACGGAGCUCAUAUGCAUAUUGAUCAUGUGGGUAAACCUUCAUGGCAAGCUCAAAUAGGAGGUUACAAAAAAUGGAUGUUAGAACCACCACCAGAAUGUUACUUAGUUUGUAAAAAUUUGGAGGUUAUAAUUAAUCCUGGAGAAACAAUCGUUUUAGAUACAAAUAAAUGGUACCACAUGACAUUGGUAAUUGGAAAUGAUAUGAGUAUAGUGAUUGGUUCUGAAUACGAUUAAUUGCCAUCUUUCAUAACGCUUAAAUUUAC